GUAAUUUAGGGCCAAACGCUGGGCGCUAUUUGGUUUUUCCAAAAAAGUAUCCCUAAAUUAACCUUGAGGGAUUCCUUAGGUUGGGGACUUCCUGAAUUCGGUUUCGUCGAGCAUUGCGGUACUGAAAGUCUUUGGCACGAGACAUUAAGAAAGUCACUGCUUAAAGCAGAUGUUGCUGAAUUAAUUUAUAUAGACCGUAUUACUUCAUGAACUCUUCAGCUGCAAUGAGAACUCAAUAGUACAUUUUUAGAUUACCUGCUCCCCACAGUUUGCCAAAUCAAAUAAUUAACUUCGCAAGGAUACUAUAGAGUCAAUUUUCUUCAUAGGACGAUUACUUUGUUAUCUGAACUAUUACCUGAAUAUAUUCUGUUUGGUCAACCAGUAAGAUGCUCCGCUACUGGGGUGAGAUCCCUGUUUCCUCCAGUCAGACCAACCGCAGCUCUUUUGACUUGCUUCAGCGGGAGUUCCGUACUGUAGAGGUCCAGGAUCCUCCAUUGCAUCAACCUUCAGCUAACAAGCCUAAGCCCAUAACCAUACUCGAUCUUCCUUCAGAGCCCUGUAGUCUCACCAUUCAUACUGUCCAGCUAAUCCAGCAUAAUAGGAAGUUGCGUAGUCUUAUUGCCACGGCUCAGACUCAGAACCAACAGCAAUUGGAGGGUAUCAAGAUGGAAGGAAGUGAGCCUUUGCCAACUUGUCCUGGGUCCCCACCUCUCCCUGAUGACUUGCUUACUUUGGAUAGUAAAACACCCAAGAUGCCAUUCCAGUUGAGGCACAGUGAUCCAGAAAGUGACUUUUAUAGAGGCAAAGGAGAGCCAGUAAUAGAGUUGAGUUGGACCUCUUGCCGCCAGCUUCUUUAUCAGUCUAUAGCUACCAUUUUAGCUCACACUGGCUUUGAAUGUGCCCAUGAAAGUGUUCUGGAGACUCUGACAGACAUUGCCCAUGAAUACUGCUUGAAGUUCGCCAAACUUCUGCGUUGUGCUGUGGACAGAGAAGCUCGGCUUGGACAGACCCCUUUCCCAGAUGUUAUGGAACAAGUCUUCCAUGAAGUGGGCAUUGGCAGUGUGCUCUCUCUGCAGAGGUUUUGGCAACAUCGAAUUAAAGACUAUCAUAGCUAUAUGCUGCAGGUUAGCAAGCAACUCUCUGAGGAGUAUGAAAAGCUUGUAAACCCUGAGAAGGCAGCGGAAGAUUUGAAACCUAUGAAAAUCAAGGAAGAACCUGUUAGUGACAUCACAUUUCCUAUGAGUGAGGAGCUGGAGGGUGAUCUUGCAUCUGGAGACCAGUCAUUGCCUGUUGGAGUCCUUGGAGCUCAGAGUGAACGCUUUUCAUCCAACUUGGAAGCUGAGGCCUCUCCGCAAACUUCUGGUGGUGAGGUGAACACUUCUCCUCUUUGGAACUUGGCCCCAGUAAAAAUGGAACCACAAGAGAAUGAGGAAAGUAAUGUUCAUGGACACCAUGGAGUCUUAGGUGGUGAUGUGUUUGAAGAGCCAAUGUCAGGCAUGAGUGAAGCUGGGAUGCCACAGAGCCCAAAUGGUUCUGAAAGCAGUUAUGGUUCUCAUUCCCCUGAUAGUUUGAUGAGCUCUUCACCAGUCUUCAACCAACGCAGCAAAAAGAAGAUGAAGAAGAUGUGAAUUAUAGCUAGGAAGUUCUGAGAAUGUGGAUUACUGUGUUUCCCCAAAAGUAAAGCUGCCCCCGAAAGUAUGCCCCAGCUGAUUUUUUGGGGGGUGGGCCUAAUAUAUGCCCUCCCCCCGAAAUUAAGCCCUACUUAAGGGCUUGCAUGGAUAGCCUACCUCUGUGAUGAGGCGAAGCUGAUGGAGGGGGAAUCUGACCCACAGUACCAGUAUCCCAAUUGCUUACUGCUGCCCAGCACUGAGCACAACAAGCGAUGCAGCAGAUGGCCAGUUUCAGCAUGAUGCAGCCGUUUGCUGCCAUCUGUGGUCAUUUGCUGCCUCUGGUGUGCCCAGUGCCGUUGCCAUGAGGCCUGGUAGAUCUUCCCCACUUCUGACCCACGUGCUGUUAUACUGGUUCCUUACCGCCACCUGGCUUGUUCCACGGCCUCAUGGUAGUGGCAUUGGCAGGAGGUAGCAAAUGGCCUUUUUUUUUUUUUUUUACUGGUAGUCCCACAAACGUGGCGAAGGCUGAGAAGGGAAUGGAGAAAUGUAAUGCAGCUGAAAGGCAGGUUAGUAAAAAAAAUGCUUGGGGGAGGUGAGGGCAUCUGGGCAGGGGCGGCAACCUUACUCUGCGCAACUUCAGCAGGCAGAGGGAAGCAACUUCACCCCCCCCCCCACAUGGCAACCUUAUCCUGCACGGCUUUGGCAGGUCUCUGGCAGGCGGAGGGACGCAACUGGUCCGCCACCAUGCUCUUGCUGCCGUGUUGCUUCUCCACUCCAUGCACAGGCCCUGCCUCAUCCCCGCGUGCUCGAGGCCUACUGGUACCAGUACCAGCAAUAAGUAAGCCCUCCCCGAAGGUAAAACCUAGUCCUUACUUCAGAGCCCAAAAGAAAGUAAGAUAGGGUCUUACUUUCGGGGAAACACAGUAAUUCAGCAACAUUUAGACAGUUAUCAAGGAAAUAAUGCCUGAAUUGAUGGAUUUUGCAUGUUGUGAUUACUGUUCUACCUGAGAGACUUUCCACCAGCUGAAGGUCUAGAUGGCUUACAAUGGAGCAAACACCAUACAGUAACAUUAGUUUGGCAAAAAAAUAAUAAUGUGUAAGUGACUUUCGGUGAAAAAAGAAAUCAACUCUGAUUUACAACAUCGAAUCUUGUAAACCAGUGUAGUUUCUGGUUAGUUAGAUUUUAAGUAGUUUAAGUAGUGGUGCAAAUUGCAUUAGAUAAUAAUUUAAUAAAUAUUGACAGUAUCUUUAAUUUGAAGUGUGGAAACUGUGGAAGAGGCAUGAGAACUGUAUGACAUUGUAAUGGAAAUCAGUAAAUUCCAUUUCACUUUUGUUAUAUAUUAUACUUUUCAUUUUUUUACUCUGAAUUUAUACUUUGAAGAACAGAUUUUUAAUACAGAAAUUUUGUUCCAAUAUAAUUACUAUUACCGUUGGUUUUUGCUUAAAACCAUGGCUGAUAAUCUGUUUUUCAUUUUAACAAACCAACUCACCAUAUAUAAAGCUAAUAGAAACUGGUGAAUUUUAUGUAUUUAUGGUUUUUAUGUUAUUUUAUGUUUUUAAUAUUUUUAUAUUUUGAUGUACAGUACAUAGAUUGCUUUGGCCUAAGAUUGGUGCAGCAAACAAGCUUUAUUAAAUGAAACAUUUUUUUUAAAAAAAUGCAUAAUUUUAUUUUCUUUAUGGUAGUCCAGAAGGCCAAUUUACUCAGAAAAAUCAUCCAGCUCUGCAUACAAAUCUCUUAUGACUGAUUUCUUAAUCUUUUUUGUACCUACGUUCUGAGUAUACUGUUGAACCUAACUUGAAUGCAACUGAGAGUAAACUUUGAAAGACAGGACAUCUACAAAACUGUGCUUUUUGUUAAUUUAUUGUAUCAUGCUAUAUUAUUCCUUUACCAGUUUUUGUUUGUAUUGUUAAUGUUCAGUGUAAAUCUAGAUGGACACUUUAUUGAUCUGUGGAGAGUUUGUAUGAUACAUGUUUUUAAUUGUUGAUUUUUUUACCUACUCUUGGACAUGGUUUUUUAAAAUAAAUUUUCCCUUUCUUGACCAUC
Molecule: messenger RNA, 3654 nt
Organism: Crotalus tigris (Tiger rattlesnake)
Lineage: Eukaryota; Metazoa; Chordata; Lepidosauria; Squamata; Viperidae
Gene: SUPT7L
Product: SPT7 like, STAGA complex subunit gamma
Exons: 5
Coding region: 387-1628 (413 amino acids)
Cellular component (GO): SAGA complex
Molecular function (GO): transcription coactivator activity; protein heterodimerization activity
Source: RefSeq, a predicted model, not a curated record